UUUCUGAGUGAAUCCAGUCGUCCAAUCACAGCUGGACCUGACAGAUCAGAGUGAAUCCAGUCGUCCAAUCACAGCUGGACCUGACAGAUCGGACUGGGGGUCUUGGUUCUACCUGUAGCUCAGAUGGUCUGUAUCAGAGUCAGAGUCGCCAUGACAACCGCCUCCCGGACGCUCCGCCCCCUGCUCCUCCUCCUCCCGGUCCUGGUGUCCUGGCUGCCCUUUGGCUCCGCCUCCAUGCUGUGUCCGAAGCGCUGCACGUGUCAGAACCUGCUGCCGUCCUACACGGUUCUGUGCGCUAAGACGGGCCUCCUGUUCGUCCCCCCCAACAUCGACCGCCAGACGGCCGAGCUGCGGCUGAUGGACAACUUCAUCACCACGCUGAGACACCGAGACUUCGCCAACAUGUCCAGUCUGAUCCACUUGACCCUCAGCAGAAACACCAUCAGUCAGAUUCGACCGUACGCCUUCGCUGACCUUCAGGAUCUCCACGCUCUCCAUCUGGACGCCAACCGCCUCACCACUCUGGACGACGCCCACUUCCAGGGCCUGGUCAACCUGAGGCACCUGAUCCUGGCCAACAACCAGCUGCACAGCAUCUCAGAGGGAGCCUUCCAGGACUUUCUGGAGACCCUGGAGGACUUGGACCUGAGCUACAAUAACCUGGUGGACAUCCCCUGGGACACCAUCGCUCUGCUGGUCAGCGUCAACACCCUCAGCCUGGACCAUAACCUCAUCGAGAGCGUCCCAGAGGGGAUCUUCUCCAACCUGCACAAACUGGCACGGUUGGACAUGACCUCCAAUAAGCUGAAGAAGAUCCCCCCAGACCCCCUGUUCCUGCGAAUCCCCGUCUAUGCAAAGAUGAAGGGUUCCCCCCUGACGGCGCUGGUGCUGAGCUUCGGAGGAAACCCUCUGCACUGCAACUGUGAACUGGUGUGGUUACGACGACUGACCCGAGAAGACGACCUGGAGACCUGCGCCUCCCCCAGAGACCUGGCAGGGAAAUACUUCUGGACCAUCAGAGAGGAGGAGUUUGUUUGCGAACCACCGAUGAUCACUCGUCACACCUCCAAGAUGUUUGUGAUGGAGGGUCAGGAGGUGAGUCUGCGCUGUAAGUCCAUCGGAGACCCGGAACCUUCCACUCACUGGGUCAGUCCGGACGGGAAGCUCAUGGGAAACACCUCCAGAACCAUCUGCUAUGAGAACGGUUCCCUGGACAUCCUCAAGGCCUCGGUCAAGGAUUCUGGGAAGUUCACCUGUAUUGCGUCUAACGCGGCUGGCGAGGCCACGGCACCGGUGGAGUUGGUGGUCAACCCUUCACCGCACUACGACCCCAAAUUGGACCCCGACCCCGGACCCUCCGACAUCCCCACCUCCAUCAAGUCCAACAUCAGCGGAGGACAGGCCCGGUCCGACCAGCAGAGGGUCAGCGUGUCCGACCUGACGUCCAGCUCGGCCACCAUCAGGUGGCCCCCCCAGAACCACAUACCAGGGGUCCGCAUGUACCAGAUCCAGUACAACAGUUCAACUGACGACAUACUGAUAUACAGGAUGAUUCCAUCCAACCAUAAGUAUUUUCUACUCAGUGACCUGGCGUCGUCGCGGGACUAUGAGCUGUGUGUUCUGGCCGUUUACGACGACGGCAUGACGGCGCUGACCGGAACCAAACUGGUGGGCUGCGUGUCCUUCACCACGGAGACGGAGUACGGACGAUGUCACUCCAUACGAGACCAGUUCUUGGGUGGAACCAUGAUCAUCAUCAUCGGGGGGAUCAUCGUGGCGUCGGUCCUCGUCUUCAUCUUCAUCCUCCUGAUGAAGUACAAACUCCACAGUAACCACUACAAACAGAAGGCCGCCGCCCGCCACGCCAACGUCUGCUCCCAGACCAAUGGAGGAGGAGGGGGAGGGGCAGGGGGCGGAGCCAACAUCCUGGCCCUACCUCCAUCCUCCACAUCUGUUGGACCAGGUGGAAGCGCCAAUAAAAACUCCCAACCGUCAUCAUCGACAGACGGGAUGGGCGGAGCCUCUCUAAGAGGGACAACUGUAGUGGAUUUAAACCCCGCCCAUGACGAGGACGCCGUCUCCCAAUAACACACGAGGACCUGUCAGCCCAGCCCACCAUUCACCACGCCCACACCAAUACUCCACCCCUCCCCCUGAUUUUGAUUUGUUACUGGUGCCUGGAGGUUGACUCCACCUUACAAUGAGGAGCAGCUCCGCCCACCGGUGCCACAGUGGGUUCUAUGGUUCCAACCCAUAAACCCGAUGGGAGAACAUUCAACCAGGACGCCCCCCCACCCCCCGGCUGAUGAUGUGAACACCUGGAGGAAGAUCUACAGCCGUCUGUUGAUAUGCAAACGUCUCGGCGGUGCUGGUGUCAGACUUGGCCCGGCUGUAGACCACCUCAGACCCUCCUCAGAUGGUGCUCACAUGGGUCUGGAACCGUGGACGGUUUGGCUUUGUUCUUCUUCUUCUGUGGAGGACCUUGUUUCCAAUAACCUCCUGGGCUCUUCAGGGUGUUCAGGGAAAUCCAGUCUUGGGUUUUUUCUUCAAUGUGCACGGUUUCUGAGUGGUGGUCCUGGUCCUGGUCUUCUGUUCCUCCUCCAUCCAGUCACAUGCCAAAGGUUUCCUACAGUUUUACAGCAGCGUUAAUAUGCAGACGUAUGAAGCACACCGACACAAACCAGGAAGACCGAGCACACGCUGGAAACAUGAGCACACGUCAACGUCUUGUCUCGAAGCAUCAGUAAAAAACUGUCCAACCAGACCAUGGACGUCCCUGGGACUUUAGGCGUACGUGGUCUACUCAUGUCUUUUCUGUCUUUCUUCUCUUUCUCUGUCUUCUUUUCUGAACAGUUGAACACUAUAUUCAACAGUAUUAACUCAUCUGACUGAUCAUUUAGAUCAUGUGGAAAUAAUCCGUGUGUUUACGGUGGAUUGAUGCUCUUUAGUGGAGUUUUAAAAAAAAAAAAAAAAGAUCCCAAGGACGGAGCCGUGAGGGACGCCCCUGGGGGGUUCUUAAAGCACAUGUUUUCUGGCUUUACCUUUGCUGACAGUGGAUUGUCCAGUUGGAGCUCAGAGUGUCUGUACGUAAAAACACUGGGACCACAAGGACAGCGGUCCACAGGUUCAGGACUCUGGACAGAGGAACCCGGGUUCUUCUGUUCCGUCCCCUCCCUCCCUCCUUCGCCGUUUGACAGUGUCUGUGUUUGUAUGUGACAUACACCCUACGGUCUUCAAUGGUUUGAUGCCCGUGAUUUAAAACAACCGACCACAAUAAGGAGAAAAAACACAAGGUGCGAAACGGGGAUUUUAUGCUUUCAUAGAAACAAUUAUGUGGAUUUAUAAUGAAAUAAAAAGGUAUUUUUCUUGGAAAAA
Molecule: messenger RNA, 3375 nt
Organism: Sphaeramia orbicularis (orbiculate cardinalfish)
Lineage: Eukaryota; Metazoa; Chordata; Actinopteri; Kurtiformes; Apogonidae
Product: leucine-rich repeat and fibronectin type III domain-containing protein 1-like protein
Exons: 11
Coding region: 124-2088 (654 amino acids)
Molecular function (GO): protein binding
Source: RefSeq, a predicted model, not a curated record